This is a messenger RNA of Aricia agestis (brown argus), 1548 nucleotides long. RefSeq names its product tRNA-dihydrouridine(16/17) synthase [NAD(P)(+)]-like (gene Dus1). Gene Ontology annotation, molecular function: tRNA dihydrouridine synthase activity; flavin adenine dinucleotide binding. The coding region runs from base 89 to 1465 and encodes 458 amino acids. NCBI's taxonomy places the organism in Eukaryota, Metazoa, Arthropoda, Insecta, Lepidoptera, Lycaenidae. The transcript has 7 exons. Gene Ontology annotation, biological process: tRNA processing. The record is from RefSeq and is a predicted model, not a curated record.
GCAUGAUAAUUGAUAGUGGAGCCCACGUUCAUAUUUUGCGAAAUUUAUUGUAGAAAAUAUUGUUAGAAUAAAAAUAUUUUUCUUAAAAAUGGACAGCAGUUGGUUUCAAUCUAUCGGACGACCUAAAUUUGUCGUCGCUCCUAUGGUGGAUGCCAGCGAGUUGGCCUGGCGAUGUUUGUGUCGAAGACAUGGUGCUACAUUAUGUUAUACUCCAAUGCUGCACAGCAAUGUUUUUAUAAAAGAUCCGAAAUACAGAAAAGAGAAUUUCACAACAUGUGAAGAAGACCGCCCCUUAAUUGUACAGUUUUGCGGCAAUGAUCCUAAAGUUAUGGCUGCAGCUGCAAAGUUAGUGGAGAAACAUUGUGAUGCUAUUGACAUUAACCUUGGGUGUCCACAGCAAAUUGCUAAAAGAGGAAGAUAUGGUUCAUUCUUGCAAGAUGAAUGGGAUCUACUAAAGCAAAUAGUCACCACAAUGUCUAAUGCAGUAUCAAUUCCAAUAACUUGUAAAGUUAGAAUAUUUGAAAGUAUCGAUAAGUCAAUUCAGUAUGCUAAAAUGUUGCAAGAUGCAGGGUGUAAAUUGUUAACUGUGCACGGUAGAACAAGAGAACAGAAGGGACCACUCACAGGUAUUGCUAGUUGGAAACAUAUCAAAGCCAUUAGGGAAGCAGUAAGUGUUCCAAUGUUUGCAAAUGGAAAUAUUCAAUGCCUGGAGGAUGUGUACAGGUGUAUAGAUUACACUAAAGUAGAUGGUGUGAUGUCAGCAGAAGGGAAUCUUACAAAUCCAGCCAUUUUUGCUGGAGUCAAUCCUGUCUCAUGGGACAUUGCCUUAGAAUAUAUGGAUCUUGUGGACAAAUAUCCUUGUCCUAUGUCAUACAUAAGAGGCCACUUGUUUAAAAUAUUCCAUAAAGUUUUCACUAUUCCAAGUAAUAAUGAGGAGAGGGAAAUAUUGGCUACUGCUACAUGCAUAGACAAUUUUAGAGAGGUUUGCCAUAGAAUAAGGAACAAGUACUUGCCAUAUCAUGAAGGGACAUUACAGUUUCAAGAUACAGAAGAUAUAUUGAGGCAAGGGUAUAACCUAAUUCUACCUCCAUGGAUUUGUCAACCUUAUGUCAGAAUAUCCCCUGAAGAGCACAUUCAGAAGAUGGAUGUUUGUAGACAGAAGGAUGGCUGUGAUAAGAAAAGAGAACACGAGGACUCGGAAGGUAAUCCCAUAUCUAGAAAAAAAAUGAAAAAGCUGAGAAGAAUAAUGAGGAGACCUAUCAAACCAGAUGGAGAACACCAGGCUGGGAGGACGGGUGAACUGUGUCAUAAUAAUAGCUGCUGUAAUCCACUUGGAGGGAAGUGCGUUUAUCAACUGUGUAAGAAAUGCUGUCGAAAUAAAUGUUUCCAAGAGGAACUGGACUGCAUGGGGCACAGGAUACUCGUGCACACGCGACGUGAGAUGGCCAGGAAGCAUGCUUCAUAAACAUAAAACAACAAUGGUUUGUCAUUCUUCAUUGAAGCCAUGAUUUGUUCAGUACAAUUUAAUAUAUUUCAUGUAAAUAUGAA